Oryzias latipes (Japanese medaka) is the source of this 2932-nucleotide messenger RNA. It is a transcript of the gene chrm3a, whose product is annotated as cholinergic receptor, muscarinic 3a. Gene Ontology annotation, molecular function: G protein-coupled serotonin receptor activity; G protein-coupled acetylcholine receptor activity. NCBI's taxonomy places the organism in Eukaryota, Metazoa, Chordata, Actinopteri, Beloniformes, Adrianichthyidae. Gene Ontology annotation, cellular component: synapse; dendrite; plasma membrane. The record is from RefSeq and is a predicted model, not a curated record. Gene Ontology annotation, biological process: regulation of smooth muscle contraction; adenylate cyclase-inhibiting G protein-coupled acetylcholine receptor signaling pathway; G protein-coupled receptor signaling pathway, coupled to cyclic nucleotide second messenger.
CUUCUAUCGCCGCCCAAUCCACGGCUCUGUGACCGGGGAAGGUGGCGAAUCUUUUGAGUUGAGUGUCGUUAGCUCCUCAGACUUGACCAGAUCGGACUGCGGAUGCAAACAUGGACGCGCGAGAAGUUUGACUGGAUUGUCAUUUUCCUCAUCUACUUGUCGUGAAUGUGACAGUGCGCAUCAGUCACUGAUGUGAGACGCCAUGAUCCGGCUGGAGGAGGAUAAUCGAGCACCCCCAGUAGACAGCAUGGACACCAAGAGGCACACUGCUGAAAGGUGACCUCCAGACAUUUUGACUCCCCUCAGAGUUUGAAUAUGCCACAACAUAAAAAUGAGCUCCAACAGUACAGACCUACUGACUGCCAGCUCUUCACCACUGGAGGCAGGAACCUACCCGCAAUCAAAUGCUCUUCAUCAAGGAGAAAUCAAAGGAGACCCCUGGUCAGCUUUAAAUGCGGAUACCAUCGAUUAUAACUCCAGUUUUGGGAGCAACCACACUCUCCAAAAUGGAACUGACACAAAAGUAUUUGAUCCCCUGGGUGGUCACCCUGUCUGGCAAGUGGUUCUCAUUGUCCUGCUGACAGGCACGCUGUCACUGGUCACUAUCAUUGGCAACAUCCUGGUAGUGGUGUCCUUUAAGGUGAAUCGCCAGCUGAAGACAGUCAAUAACUACUUUCUUUUGAGUUUAGCUGUGGCAGAUCUGAUAAUAGGGAUCAUAUCCAUGAACUUAUACACAUCUUAUCUUAUUAUGGGCUACUGGGCGAUGGGUAACUGGGCCUGUGACAUCUGGUUGGCGAUUGACUAUGUUGCUAGCAAUGCAUCAGUCAUGAACCUGUUGGUCAUUAGCUUUGAUCGGUACUUUUCAAUCACAAGGCCUUUGACCUACCGAGCCAAACGGACCACCAGGCGAGCCGGGAUCAUGAUUGGUUUAGCCUGGUUUGUUUCUUUUGUUCUUUGGGCCCCAGCAAUACUGCUUUGGCAGUAUUUUGUGGGUGAAAGGACAGUGCCCCCAAAUGAGUGUUACAUUCAGUUCUUCUCAGAGCCAAUUACAACUUUCUGCACGGCUAUGGCAGCUUUCUACCUACCUGUGACCAUCAUGAGCGUUCUUUACUGGCGGAUUUACAAAGAGACGCAGAACCGUUCCAAAGAGUUGGCUGGUUUGCAGGGUUCUGUGGGUCGUGGAGGGGUAGGGACAAGGGUUGGGAAGCUGAGGAAUGUGCAUCAGACCGGCAGUUCUAGAAGUUGUAGUAGUUACGAGCUCACUAGGUUGUCUAAGAAAAAGAGCACAUGUCAAGAGCUGGUUGGUCGCUUUCACUGUUGGCAUGGGGUUCGUUCUUGGAGACCUGGAAGUAUCCGUCAAGGGGACGGAGAUCCAGACCAGAGCAGCAGUGACAGCUGGAACAACAAUGAUGCUGCUGUCUCUUUGGACCACUCCGGUUCCUCAGAUGAGGAAGACUGUACCGGGAAAGAGAUGAUUUCCCAGAGUCACGCAAUUUUCUCCAUCGUUCUAAGUCUACCUGGUAUUAAGGCUGCAGUCAAUUCUCAGCUCACGUCGUGUGAGGAUUUGGAUGGAGUCUCAGAAGAAGAUCCUCUGAAAGGUGCUGAGCAAAACCCAGACAGCCUUUCGACUGUCACCUCAAACACCACCGCCGCUAAGGCAAGUGAGGGAAUAAACAGUACAGAAAACAGCUACCACCAACAGUUCCGUUCACGCCAGAGUCAAUCAUUGUCUAAAAUCCAGUCCAACUCCAACCAAGGAUUUCGGGCUGGUACACCAACAAUUCCUACCACUGCAUCUGAAAACACCACCACCAACACUGCUUCUAAGUCCCCCACUGUCCCCAUUUCCUUUAAAGACGCAGCUCUGGCGAAACGUUUUGCCGCCCGGACUCGGACUCAAAUCACCAAAAGGAAGCGCAUGUCAUUAUUGAAGGAGAAAAAAGCAGCUCAAACUCUCAGUGCUAUCCUCUUAGCGUUUAUCAUCACAUGGACCCCUUACAACAUCAUGGUGCUCAUUAAUGCCUUUUGUGAGGUUUGCAUUCCAGACACUCUUUGGGCUGUGGGCUACUGGUUGUGCUACGUCAACAGCACAGUCAAUCCCAUGUGCUAUGCGCUGUGCAACAAGACUUUCCGUACAACCUUUAAGAUGAUCUUGUUAUGCCACUGGGACCAGAAAAAGAGGAGGAAGCAACAGUUUCAGCAGAGACAAUCUGUGGUUUUUCACAGACGGAUUCCCAGAGAUUCAACGUAAAGGAAGGACGAUGAGGAUGUUUGGUGAAAGAAAUAAAAAAUUAAACAUGGAACCUGGAAAGGAAUUUUGUUUCUUAGAGAUCCGUCUUGUCCAUUUUCGGCUGUUGUGUUUAGUGACAGCAACAAAAUGUGGCGAUCUCACAGUCUGUUUGUUUCGGUGCAUCCAUUCAGCAAAGAUGUGUGUGAGGGUUAACCUGAGAUGAAGUGUAGAAAUGAAAAUCAUUGUGUUGGUUCUCCUUGUAGAGCCCCUUACUAUUUUCAUGCUACUAUACCUGAAGGUGAAAAUAAGGGGAAAAUAAAAGAAAAGGGCUUUUUAAAAUGCAUUGCAGGAGAAAAACGAAAGUGCAACUGACACAAAUAGAAAAUGUCUCUGUGUUACAAGGUCACGGUAUCACAUCUGUUGUAAUUUCUUACUGUGGGUACCUAGAUUUGUUAUGUACAGAAUGAUUUUGCAUUUCAAACAAAUGAAAUGUGUCUAUAAUGUGUUCUUCGGAGCCAAGGUUAGAAACAGGUUGGUGUUUACAGACAUCUACAUUUUACAGAUUUGCAGUAAUUUUCUCUUGACUGGCAUGUGUCUUUAUCAGAACCUCAGUGAAUUACCUUUCAGCAUGGCUAUAGCUUUACUGUGUCUAAUGAGAUAUGACUUUAUGAAAUUGUGUUCUUAUACUUUGUCAGCAAAAAA